Messenger RNA from Castor canadensis (American beaver), 1226 nucleotides. It is a transcript of the gene Pmvk, whose product is annotated as phosphomevalonate kinase. Gene Ontology annotation, biological process: cholesterol biosynthetic process; isopentenyl diphosphate biosynthetic process, mevalonate pathway. Lineage: Eukaryota; Metazoa; Chordata; Mammalia; Rodentia; Castoridae. Gene Ontology annotation, cellular component: cytoplasm. Gene Ontology annotation, molecular function: phosphomevalonate kinase activity. The record is from RefSeq and is a predicted model, not a curated record.
UGGGUUAAAAUGUGUAGAGGUGCGACAGGCUGUCAGUGCUUUCUGGAGUUAUGGACAAGAGGGGCGGAAUCCCCUCCUCUUUGCCGGCCCUACUAGCCGCGUCCAUUUCGCGCGUAGUGGCCCGAUUUAAGGCGUACAAAGUGUCAGCUUUAGGAAUCUGGAAGCUUGGUGGUCCCAUGGCCCCGCUUGGAGGCGCCCCGCGGCUGGUGCUGCUGUUUAGCGGGAAGAGGAAAUCCGGAAAGGACUUUUUGACUGAGGCGCUGCAGAGCAGACUUGGAGCUGAUGUCUGUGCUGUCCUCCGGCUCUCUGGUCCACUGAAGGAGCAGUUUGCUCAGGACCACGGCUUGGAUUUCCAGAGACUCCUGGAUGCCAGCACCUACAAGGAGACCUACCGGAGGGACAUGAUCCGCUGGGGGGAGGAGAAGCGCCGGGCUGACCCAGGGUUCUUCUGUAGGAAGAUUGUGGACGGUGUGUCCCAGCCGGUUUGGCUGGUGAGCGACACACGGAGGGUGUCUGACAUCCAGUGGUUUCAGGAGGCCUAUGGAGCUGUGACACAGACAGUCCGUGUGGUAGCCUCGAAGGAGAGCCGACAGCAGCGGGGCUGGGUGUUCACACCAGGGGUGGAUGAUGCCGAGUCAGAAUGUGAUCUGGACAACUUUGGGGACUUUGACUGGGUCAUUGAGAACCAUGGAGAUGAGCAGCACCUGGAGGAACAGUUGGGGAACCUGCUGGAAUUUGUCCGGUGUAGACUAUAGUCACCAGGCUCUAGGAAUGAACAGGGUGGCUGGGCUGGGGCUGACCCUGACUCUGAAGGAUUUGGAGGAGCAGACAGAUGGCCUGGCUCUAAAUUUCUGAGGGGGCUGCUGGAUGUCAGACAAGUCAGGAAAUCUCUGGGGGAAUGUGUCUUCUCUGCAGAGAGGAUGCCCUUUAAGAGACAAAGGAAGGUGAAUCAGCUGUGUUCAAACCAUCUCCAUGAUACCAGGCCUCUGACCUGUGCUGGCCUUGCUGCCCUGUGGAUACUGUCAGCCUCUGGCUCUUGGCAAGACUUGGUGCUCCCCGGCAAGGAUAUUAAUAAACCUCCUUGGAGUACAAGUUCAGAUCUGGAGAUCCCUCAUUUCCCCAUUGCCAACCUGGCCUGUGUGGGGCUUGGAAGGACCUGAGGUGUCCUGGUGAUAGUGGGUCCUGUCUCUGCUUCCCACCUGGCUGGAACAUAGCUUGCAGAGGUU